UUGGGUGUCGAGAUAUAACAUGAAAUACCAAGUGGCGAAUUUAUUGAUUUAUCUUAUAGAAUUUGUACAGGUGCUUCGUUUCGGUAAAAUCAUUCUGUCCUUUCUAUAUGUAUAAUCGUAGUGUUGUGACCCUGGCAAUAUCCGUAUAAUAAUAAUACGUAUAAAUUCUUAAAAAUCUUAUUUGGUCAGGUGUUCAAGCUCAGAAGCAAAACAGAGAAGUAAGAUUUGUCGUCUGUGUAAACAAUUUGAAACAACUGUUCUAUCUUUACAUCAUUUAUUUCUAUCUUUUAACGAUCCACUCAAGGUGAGGUCAAAAGUGGAGAAUCGGUUAUGUAUAAACUGAAAGUUUUGUUGGUGAUUUUCUCUUUUUGCGUUGUGCUUAGAAGAACUUUGUCAGAUAAUUGUAAAUAUGGACAUUGGUCGCGAUGGAGCAAAUGUAACAAUUGUGCAGUAGGACAGAUACACCGUACGAAAAGAGCUUUGCAGGAGAACUGCUAUAGCAAAGAUGAUCGUCGCACGUGUGGCAAACCGAACGGAGGCUGCUAUGGAGCUUGUGAUCUUCUUACUGGAAAAUGUGGCUGUUCUGCUGCAUCAGAAGAAAAGGCUGUCGCAGCAUGGCCCGGUGAUUACAAAUUCACCAGUAGAAAGUCAUCACAAUAUAAUUGUGUUCAAGUUGCAACUACUCGCUUUUAUAGAAAGUAUUAUUUUUGUGUGAAGAAAGGUGUUCCCGAUCCAGUUCACAGCACAGGCAUGUUUAACAAGCAAAGGUCUUUAUGGGAUAGGCAAUAG
Molecule: messenger RNA, 789 nt
Organism: Hydractinia symbiolongicarpus
Lineage: Eukaryota; Metazoa; Cnidaria; Hydrozoa; Anthoathecata; Hydractiniidae
Exons: 4
Coding region: 331-789 (152 amino acids)
Source: RefSeq, a predicted model, not a curated record